CCCAUCCUUCCAUGAAUGCCCUAGACUCUUUUGACAUCACGCCAUGAUAGACACCGAUAACCUCCACGACGUGCUAAACACGGACAUCAAAACACCGAUUCCGGAGUCAACCGUCUCUAAGAUCAUCUCCCUGCCUCCAUUCAUCACUAUUUCCGGAGUCUCGAAUUUCCGAGACUUAAGCUAUGAGAACAACAUACGCCCAGGCUAUGUCUACCGGUCUGCGAAUUUGUCGGACAUUACGGAAGACGGAAAAGCGAUGCUGGCUGCCGACUUAGGCAUUACGACGAUUUUCGACUUACGAAAUGAGGGCGAGAGAGAAAAGGCCCCUCCUCCCCAAAUCGAAGAAGUUGACACAGUCUGGAUGCCCUACGGCUCCAGGCCAGCAUCGCUAAAUCUGCGCGACUUUGCUGGGGAGGACCAUGGUAGUAGUGGGUUUGUCAAGAUGUACAUGGGUAUACUUGAGGCAUGUGUGCCAGCGUUCACCCAGGUGUUUAAACAUAUCAGGGAUCAACCCGAUGAUCCGUUCGUUUUCCACUGUUCCGCCGGCAAAGAUCGCACGGGCGUUCUAGCAGCACUGGUACUGCUCCUCAUGGGGCGGCCUCAAGACGAGAUCAUCAAGGAUUAUAUUCUCACGCGGGCGGGAUUGGAAAAUGUGCGAGAGAAUCUGACACAGGCUCUGGCUCUGGACGAAGGUACCGACCAUCUACGCCCCGAAGCGAUCGGCAUGUUAGAGCUGAGUGGUGUUCGGGCGCAGGCCAUGGCGGCCUUCCUGAAGACCUUCCGCUCCACAUACGGCAGUGGCGCCGAGGGAUAUUUGACCACAAAGCUUGGCUUUUCCCAUGGCGAUAUCAAGCUCAUGUACAAGAACUUGGCAGCCUGAGAGAAUUUUGAGCGAGCGUAUAGAUAUAGCAUUUAGAAAUAGAAACAG
Penicillium brasilianum is the source of this 928-nucleotide messenger RNA. The record is from the annotation of a GenBank genome assembly. Lineage: Eukaryota; Fungi; Ascomycota; Eurotiomycetes; Eurotiales; Aspergillaceae.